Haliotis rubra (blacklip abalone) is the source of this 1538-nucleotide messenger RNA. RefSeq lists its product as uncharacterized. Bases 171 to 1292 code for a protein of 373 amino acids. Lineage: Eukaryota; Metazoa; Mollusca; Gastropoda; Lepetellida; Haliotidae. The record is from RefSeq and is a predicted model, not a curated record. The transcript is spliced from 2 exons.
AGCAGUGUCGUGUCAUUCUACAUCCUCACACAGGGAAGUAUAUCACCGAGUUUCAUAUAACACCUAUAUACAGAGCGGUUUGGAAACAUACCUGUUCAUCACAAGCAAGUGCACCCUGGUUGUCGUGAACAUUGAUUGAAAUCGUAUUGAGAAUAAUCUGAAAUUUGAGGAUGACACACGGUGCCGGAGGUUUCUCUAGUGGCGGGGGAGGCGGGUUCAGUGGCGGUGGUUUUAGCACUGGGGGAAUCCACAUACACCACUACCACCAUACCACACAUAGCACCUCAGUAAGCGGCGACGCAGAGUGCGAGAAAUGCUGCUGCAAACUCGUCGUCCUUGGCAUCAACAUUGCCAGCAUUCUCCUCUGCAUCAGGAAAAUGUCCCGCUACCUCCGCAUCGCACUCCUCUGGAUCUAUGUUGCCACUGCCGUCCUCACCGCCGGACUUCUCAUCAGUAUCAACGUCCUCGGCACCAACAAGUUCCAGGCUGCGCCAACAGACAUGCGGAAAGUACAGGACCACGUGAACAACGUCUUCUGUCAGAGCCUCACUCUCAACUCCAGCGAUCCUUUCGAAGCCUACACCUUUGACCAGGAACCCGUGGUAGAUCUUAACAGGACUGAGGAGUUUAAUACAAGCUACAAGAUGACCAUAGUUAGAAAUAAUUACGAAUACUGGGGAUUCUAUCUUCUCCCCGGGUCAACACUACAGUUCAACAGCAGCAACAUAUUUUCAAUAUUCACGAAAAUCUUUGUGAUCCAAGGAGAAAGCAACCUUCAAACAUGGCUGGACGGUAAAGGAGACUGUAGUGGAUGUUACAUCUACAAACACGACUUGCAGUCUCUUGACACCUAUGCAAUGAACUCCUCAGAAGCAGACAACUAUUUCUUUGUGUUCUUCAACGAUGGACUCUUUGAUGCAUCAUCGACGGCAAACUUCUUCAUCAAACGGACUUUGUAUGAUGUGUCGAAAGCGACAUCAAACUGUACGUUUGUCCCAGGUAAACCAUCUUGCCGCUUUGAUGUCUCCCUUAAUCCUGAACAGAGCGUGGUGUUUCACAGCAGCCGGAGAGCACGUCAUCAGAGCAUUGACAUGUGGAGCAGUUGUAAGGCAAGAGCAUGGAUGUAUGUGAUCGUGUUCGCCCUCCUCCCCAUGCUGGUGGCUUCAGCUCUCUCCUUCCUCUUCUGGAAGUUCUGUAAGGAGGACAGAACAGACGAGAACCAAGAUUUGGUGCCUUAUCAAGUAUUGGAUGAAGUGGUGUCUGAUCAAGAACUGAAUAAACUAAAGAGUUAACGAAAAACCUCUGGUUCGCUAAAACUCUUUAUGAAACGGUUUCAUCAGGGAAAGCAUUAAUUUCAAAUGAUGAACAAAACUGUGUUUACCAUGACUGUUACAGUUUCUGAGCAUUUCAUAAUUUCACUGAGUUUUUGCUGUUGCUAUUUGAUACCCGUGAAGGCCCGGAUUAGAAUAUUGAUCUUCAGUAACCCAUGCUUGUCGUAAGAGGCUACUAACGGGAUCGUGUGGUCAGGCUCGCUGACU